UCCUUACACUAUCUGAUUCUUACCUUCCAAUGGGGGGGAUUUACUGGACCACUUCCCGACAAUGUCAAUGUUUGUAACGGCUAAUCUCGAGUACUUUUUAUGCGCUGUAGAACACCGUUCCUGACCGAGCUCAGUACUCGUCUUGGCUAGGUUCAGGCGAGCGUUUCACCAUGAAAUCCUCCGUGUUUAUCCAAAUCAGCUUGGGGUUCACCCUCACGAUCGUCAUUACCGUUGUAGCGUACAUAAUUGUGAUCCACAAAACGCCCAAUGAAUCCGAAUCGGAAGCUGCCGAGCAAAGUGAUUCAAGCUUUGUUCGAUCUUUCAGCGAUCCGGUGUGGGGCUACCGCUGCGUGGACAACCGUUGCGUGAAGACGGCCAUUGAGACAGGACAGGAGGAGGUUUGGGGUCUCCAGGUGUGCCGGUUGAACUGCAGCGAACCGUUUGGGACGGUUUGGCCGAAACCAACUGGGUCGGUGAGUGUUGGGAAUGGGUUGGUGGCGAUUGAUGGGAGGUCGGUGGAGUUUAGGUCAUCGGGAACGUUGAAGGGGUAUUGGGAUUUGAGUGCUGAGCGUUUCCGGGUUCAGUUGGGUAACAAGCUUGCUGGAGAAGAGGCCAAUUCUGGAGGUUAUCGGAUGGUUGUUGAGUUGGACGUUAAGGAUGAUUCAUUGGUGUUGAACCAUGACACGGUUGAGAGCUACCGUUUGUCGGUAGGUCAACCGGUGCAUGAUCAAGUGAUCGUUACCAUUGAGGCGGAGAACUACUUUGGAGCCCGACAUGGUCUGGAGACGUUGGCUCAGCUGAUUGUGUUCGAUGAUCUUAGCGGUGAUCUACUGGUAAUGGUAGGCGCUGAGAUCCAGGAUGCUCCAGCUUAUCCUCAUCGAGGACUGUCUUUGGACACUGUACGGCACUACGUAGAGGUGGAGUCCAUUAAGCGCACUAUUGACGCCCUAGCCAUGGUCAAGAUGAACGUGUUCCAUUGGCACAUUACCGACUCGCAGAGUUGGCCGCUGGUCAUCAAAUCGCACCCGAUUCUCCAUACCUUCGGUGCUUACUCACGCAAGCAGAUCUACACUGCAGAGGACGUCGAGGACAUCGUUCAGUACGCUUUGGUUCGAGGAGUUCGUAUCAUCCCGGAACUGGACGCACCAGGUCACAUCGGUGAGGGUUGGGAAAAGACCGGUCUCGUAAGCUGCUUCAACUACCAACCUUGGGUGCAGUACUGCGAGGAACCUCCGUGUGGUCAGUUCGAUCCAACCAAGGAACAGGUCUACGAAGCGCUCGAGGAUGUCUACCGUGAAAUGAACGCCAUGUUCGCUCACUCCGACCUGUUCCACAUGGGUGGUGACGAGGUGAAGAUCAGUUGCUGGAACACCAGCACCGACAUCCAACAGUGGAUGCUGAAUCAAGGUUGGGGCCUGGAAGAAGCCGACUUCCUCAAGCUGUGGAACCACUUCCAGACCAACGCCCUCGAACGGCUCGACAAAUCCCUACAGGAUAACCGACCGAUCAUCCUGUGGACCAGCCGCCUCACCGACGAACCCUACGUCGAUCAGUACCUGGACAGCGAUCGCUACAUCAUCCAGGCGUGGACGACCGCCGAUGACCCCAUCAUACCCAAACUUCUCCAAAAACGCUUCCGCCUCAUCAUCUCCAACUACGACGUGCUUUACCUGGACUGUGGCUUCCCGGGCUGGGUUCAGGGUGGUCUCAACUGGUGCGCCCCGUACAGCGGGUGGCAGGACAUCUACGACAACGAUUUCUUCGCCGUAGACCCGCAACUCUCCGCAAACAUUCUCGGAUCUGAGGCGGCCCUCUGGACGGAGCAAGCGGACCGGCACACGCUGGAUUCACGCCUCUGGCCGCGGCUGAGCGCGCUGGCCGAGCGACUGUGGACCAAUCCGGUGGAGCGGUGGCAGUCGGCCGAGUCGCGGAUGAUGAUCCAUCGGGAACGGCUGGUGGAGAAUGGGGUUGGGGCGGACAGUCUGCAGCCGACGUGGUGUCUGCAGAACGAGGGCGUGUGUCCGAUUGAUCGCAGUUGAGCGGAGGGGUUUUUGGAGGAAUACAUUGUUUUGUUUCA
Messenger RNA from Culex pipiens pallens (northern house mosquito), 2077 nucleotides. RefSeq names its product chitooligosaccharidolytic beta-N-acetylglucosaminidase-like. Lineage: Eukaryota; Metazoa; Arthropoda; Insecta; Diptera; Culicidae. The coding region runs from base 171 to 2039 and encodes 622 amino acids. The transcript is spliced from 2 exons. Gene Ontology annotation, molecular function: beta-N-acetylhexosaminidase activity. Gene Ontology annotation, cellular component: membrane. The record is from RefSeq and is a predicted model, not a curated record. Gene Ontology annotation, biological process: glycosaminoglycan metabolic process; ganglioside catabolic process; carbohydrate metabolic process.